Messenger RNA from Fopius arisanus, 3462 nucleotides. It is a transcript of the gene anchor, whose product is annotated as integral membrane protein GPR155 homolog anchor. Lineage: Eukaryota; Metazoa; Arthropoda; Insecta; Hymenoptera; Braconidae. The coding region runs from base 383 to 2779 and encodes 798 amino acids. Gene Ontology annotation, biological process: negative regulation of BMP signaling pathway; transmembrane transport; intracellular signal transduction. The record is from RefSeq and is a predicted model, not a curated record. Gene Ontology annotation, cellular component: membrane. The transcript is spliced from 3 exons.
ACAGCUGACAGCCGUGGUGUACGUGCUUCAGGUCCAAUACAAAAUGGAUUGCAAUGUGUUGAGACAAAUGUACAUACUACCCAUGAGGUGUAAGUAAGGUGCUCAUCAAGAUGUGCGAUAAUAACCUCUUACUCUGUUAAUCCAAAACAAGUUAUGAAUAUUAUUAAUCUCGAGAAACAAUUGUCAUAUCAAAGUCCGGUUUACCACGUCGACAAAUGUCAAUAUUCAGUGCUUCAAUGAAUUUCGGGGAUUGCGGUGAAACGAGUUCUUGGGUACAGAAUAAUCUUCUGUAAUCAUUCGAGAAUGACGGAUGUCAUCAAAUUGAAUAUUCAACAGCUUUUGAACAUUGGGGAUUGAAUAACCUCGUGACAAAGUUGAUACCAUGGAGUUUUUGAACGUUUCACCUGAUGCACCAACGGACAAUUUGUACUUGGCUUUGAUCCAGUGCUUUGCAAUAAUACUAUGUGGCUACAUCGCCGGGAGGCUAGAAAUAAUUACAAGGUCAGAGGCAAAUGGUUUGAACACCUUCGUGGGGACCUUUGCCCUCCCUUCAUUGAUAUUCUCAUCACUAGCAAGACUCGACUUCUCCGUGGUAAACUGGAACUUCCUGCUGGCAGUGUUGAUCGCCAAGGGCUGCGUAUUCUUCGUAGUCCUUAUGGUGUCCUUGAUGAUUACAAAGCCAACGAAUCCCGGUCGUGCGGCAGUUUUCGCGAUAUUUGCGACCCAGAGCAAUGACUUCGCCAUCGGCUACCCAAUGAUCGAUGCUCUCUACGGUCACACACAUCCAGAAUAUUCAGCAUAUCUCUACCUGAUGGCCCCCAUAUCCCUCGCCAUCCUGAAUCCAAUUGGCUUCGUAUUACUCGAAAUAGGAAAAAGAAGAACUGGCAGUGAACAGCAGUCAGGAUGGACUCUGGUGGGAUCAGUGAUGAAGGGAGUGGCUUUCAAUCCCAUCCUCUUCAUGACAGUCCUAGGAAUAAUCGGGAAUUUCGUUUUCAGUCACUCUGUUCCCACUAUUCUCUCAGUUAUCCUGAAAGUAUUUGGAAAUGCCUUCUCAGCCAGUGCUUUAUUUCUUCUGGGUCUCAUGAUGGUGGGGAAAGUGCACACCCUUAAAGGAGCUGCACUGGUCAUCCCAGGGAUUUUAAUUCUAGUUAAACUCCUGGCACUUCCCCUCGUUAUACGAGAAUCAGUGAUUCUCCUGAAUGCAGGUUCCAACGAGACAGACACGCGAGACCUCAGCACUUAUGGAUUUCUGUAUGGAACAAUACCCACGGCGCCAGCGCUCUUCAUUUUCACUCUUCGCUACAACAUGGAAAUUGAUUUAAUCGCAUCAGCAAUGGUUGCUUGCACAUUCAUGUCUGCUCCCCUGAUGUUUGUCUCGGCUAAAGUCAUCACUGCGAUCAAUAAUGGAGUUUCACCGGAGAACUACGCCAGACAAUUAAAUGCAUUCUCACUGGACAUAUCUGUUGCUUCUGCUGUGGCAUGUGUGUGGCUCAUUAUUUGUUUCUUCGUUCUCGAGGGGAAAAAAUGGAAACGUCCGACGCAUCGGUGCACCAUUUGCAUCAUCAUAGCCCAGUUUACAGUAGCUGUUGGUGUGAUAAUCUGGACGAAGCUGGAAGUUGAGAGCACUGGCUCUCCACUCUGGUAUAUUCAAUGUGCAUUUAUCACAGGAGGAGUCUAUGCCAGUCGCCUGCUGACAGCAACUAUGGCAGCUACUUUAUUAUUCCUCACAUCAAAGUCUGUGUCUUUUGUUCGAGAUCUGCAGAGGUGGAUCGUUCCAGCAGCUCUCGUGAUACCUGUCAUCCUCAUCGCACUCAUGUGUGCCAUAAUCACUCCAAGGAAAUCACCAAUGCCAGAUCUGAGAAAUCCAAAUUUCCAGUUAGGGAGCGCUGAGGGGGCUGUUUCAAUAUUUAUUCUACUCUUCAGCUUCAUCGUAACUAUCGGCUGUCUGGUGCUUCAUCAGAGGUAUCAGAGGCGUCAGCACACAGAGGCGUACGCCAGUCUCAUAGGUAACAAUGAAAACGUCGAGUCUACGACGAUCGAGACGAGAAACGUUGUGGAUGUCGAGGACCUCAUCACACCGAUAUCACCAGCCCCCACAAAUCCCUGUGGCCUCGACAACAAUUGCACCUUCCAGAGGGGAUUAUGUGCUGCUGCAACAGGAACACUAGACGAAUACGAAGCAGAAUCUGACAAUGAGAGGGAAACAAGAAAUGAUGACGAUCCACAGAUUCUUCGUCACGUUGUAUUCAUAAUUUUUCUUCUCUGCUCGAUGUUCAUUGGACUUGUGCUCUCCGUUGGAACCAUGAUCAUGGAACAAAUGACGGGUGUUUACGCGGAAUUGGCGUUUUUGGAUGUGGCAUUCAAUUUUGGACAGCCACUCAUCGCUUUUGGUAUUUUUGGUCUCGACCCCAGUCUUGGGAGAUUGGGCAAAUGGUUGAAGAAUGCCUGCCAAGAGUGGAAGGCACGACAGAAACUCCAACUACCUGAUGAAGCCUCUCUCAGUCCAGAAGCCAGGAUGAUACGAGAGCAGUUCAGCCGGUGUCAUCUUCGAGAGUGUCGUGAAAGGAUCUCCAUGUGUCGUAGGCGACUGCUUACCGUUUACGAGGGAGUUUUUUCUGGGACUGAUCUUGUUAAUUGGUUGUUGGAGGCUGAUGUAGCCCAGAAUCGUGACGAAGCUGUGCGAUAUGGGCGCUGUCUUCUUGAGAGUCGAGUACUUCAUCAUGUUGAUGGCACUCAUCAUUUCCAAGAUAAAAAUAUUUUAUAUACUUUCCGGGGGUAGAUGUCUGACACUGAGGGAAUAAUUUAUGAACCAUAUUAAUUCAUUCACGGGUUUUUGAAGAUUUCCUCGUCUCUUUAGUAUUGUGAUUUCACUAUCGAAUCAUGGGGAGUCAUCCUUGUAACCUAAAGAUUUUACGAGUAUUAACGACUGUUAGUGACUAUUUUAAUUGAUGAUGGAGACUGGCAUUAAUGAGGUUGUAAUAAUUAUGAGGCUUUCUUUAAGUUUAGGAAUAUGAUUUUUUAAUGACGCGGUAGCUACGCAGGUCGAUGCUGCUUUUCAACUUCACAUUAGCGAACAAUUCAACGCACCCAUCCUUAGUACCUUAUUUUAUAACGAACGCAGAACAAUCGAUUGUUUUAGAGGGAAAUGAACAAAAGCUAUGUGGCUCUCGAACAAUAUCUACAGCUGUUAGAUUGGGAUCUGUUAUGAAUUCUCGUCCAAGCCGUUCAUUUCUCGGCUUUUUGUAUUAUACAAUGAUUUAAAUGAUUUCUGGUAACAAAUGUGAUAAAGAGAAGAAAUGCUAUGAAGUUCAAUCAGCAUAAUGAUUAUUGUACUGAAAGUUUAUUUUUUAGGGUGAAUAUAAGAUUUAAUGUGUACGAGAGUCGCGUUUUACCAUUGCGCAAUGAAAACUGUAGCGCAAUGAUUUUGCCAAAGAAAGGAUAAAUAAAUACACGACAGUUGAA